AGGAAAACCUGAAUCCGAGAAAAUGGAUGACUUCUCAAAUGUGUCUUCUGUUUUGACACUAGAAGGCUUCAAUCUCCCCCCUGAAAGUGCAUUUUCCGCAUUAAUUUUCGCCACACUGAGCUAUAUGGUCAUUCUCUUCUGUAAUCUGGUCCUGAUUCUCACCAUCAUCCUCAAUAGGAGUCUCCACCAGCCCAUGUACCUUCUGCUGCUAAACCUACCCAUCAAUGACCUUAUAGGCUCCACGGCACUCUUUAUACAGCUCAUCAAAGAGCUUUUACUUGACACAGGGACCAUUCAAUACUCUGCUUGUGUCACACAAGCUUUCUUUAUUCAUGUCUAUGGAACGGGAGCUGUGUUCAUUCUGACUGCUAUGGCGUAUGACAGAUACAUUGCCAUAUGUUGCCCUUUGAGGUACAACACAUUGAUGACCAAUGCUCAUCUCAGGAAAAUCAUCACACUGCUAUGGGUGUGUGACUUGAUUUUGAUUGGAGUGCUCUUUUUCCUGCUGCUUCGAUUACCACGCUGCAGAUCUCUGAUGUCACACUCAUACUGUGACAAUCCCUCCCUGUUGAAACUGGUCUGUGCUAACACAGCCAUCAAUAACACCUAUGGACUCUUUAUUACUGCCCUCAUGCAGGUCAUAGUUGUUUCUACCAUUCUCUACACUUACGUUCAGAUACUUGUCACAUGUUUUAGAAACAAAGGAUCAGCUGACACUAAAAGCAAAGCUCUGCAGACUUGUGCUACACAUUUAAUUGUUUUUCUCCUCUUAGAGUGUUUAGGUCUUCUCACUGUUAUUUCAUACAGACUGAGCCAAUUUCCCCCGCAGUUACGGAGACUCAUAGGAGUUUCCACAUUAAUUUUCCCCCCAACUUUAAAUCCAAUCAUAUAUGGUCUUAAAACAAAGGAUAUCAGAGUAAAAGCAAUGCAUUUCUUGCGGACAAAGAUCUUUCCAUCCUAGGCUAUGUUUUCAAUAGUAGACAUAGAUUUGAAGAGAACCACUACAUCAUUUAUCCAAAACUAUAUGAAUUGUUGACAUUUGUCACGAUCUACUCAGUGCGAUUGUAUUUAGGCUAUUUUGCUGUUUUUUACAGUCUGGCAGCUUGAUGUACCCCUUGUUGUUAUCUUCAUUUAUCAUAACUGUAAAUGUAUCACUUGUAUUCCAAAACCAGUAAACCAAUUAAACACCCCGGGGUAUCAAGAAAUCACUCACCUGAUUUGAAAUGACAUAAGAGUCAUUGUUGGGUGCCAUUCAUUUUAGGCCCUAGGACGCUAGUGUUAAUCAGAGACUGAUUUUGUUGGAACAAAUUAAAUAAACCCACAAAUACACUUAAACGGUCGGGGUCAACCAACAACAGUCAACGUAAAUAGAAGAUCUUAUUUUGAAUGAACUAGUAAGAAGAUUUUAACCCUGUGCUUUUUGUGGAUUGUCAAGGUUUCACAAGACAAUGUAAAUCAUGCCGUCAAUGGGAAGCUCUUAACUGCCUACUCCUGUUGUCCUCUCUCCUCUCUCCUCGUCUCCUUCUCAAAACCCAUUGGAAGAGAAAGUCAGAAGUCCCUCCCCUGUGACCUUCUCCUCCAAUGGGUUUUGAGAAGGAGACGAGGAGAGGAGGAGACGAGGAGAGAGGAGAGAGAACGCGAGGAGUGUGAAAUUAAGAUCUUCCUAAAGACAUCAAACUAUGAGAGACAUUUAAAGCCAUUUGAAGCCCCCCUAUGACAGAGGUCAUUCAUCCUGUGAUAUCUUUGAUCAUGGUUAUAAUAGUCUACAUUUUAAAAUGCAUUAAAUAAAAUAAUGAAAUUGCGUAGCGCCUAUCUUUCCUACUUCAUGGGGAUUCAUGUAUAAAGAUGGAUCAACAACACAGAUGGCGUGAGACACGGACUCAUCUUGACUAGACUUAUUGAUCUGUGGACAUAUGUCUAAAAUUGAUAAACUGAUUUCCAAUAUCUUCAACAUUGGUCUGAUUUGGUAAAAUAAUGUUGAAUUUUAAUCAUGUCCAAUUAAUACUCUGGCAAUAUUUCCCUGGAUUCUCAAAUGCUAACACAAAAACAAAUGGUUAUAUAGCGGCCUAUGCAUUCCCUCUGCCAUGUUAUGUCUGGUCGGUCAAAUUAAAGACAUGACAUCAUA
This is a messenger RNA of Oncorhynchus tshawytscha (Chinook salmon), 2125 nucleotides long. Its product is annotated as olfactory receptor 52B2-like. The transcript has a single exon. Gene Ontology annotation, molecular function: olfactory receptor activity; G protein-coupled receptor activity. The coding region runs from base 23 to 961 and encodes 312 amino acids. Lineage: Eukaryota; Metazoa; Chordata; Actinopteri; Salmoniformes; Salmonidae. Gene Ontology annotation, biological process: G protein-coupled receptor signaling pathway. The record is from RefSeq and is a predicted model, not a curated record. Gene Ontology annotation, cellular component: membrane.